Salmo salar (Atlantic salmon) is the source of this 1479-nucleotide messenger RNA. The record is from RefSeq and is a predicted model, not a curated record. NCBI's taxonomy places the organism in Eukaryota, Metazoa, Chordata, Actinopteri, Salmoniformes, Salmonidae.
CCUGACGACGUCUGGUCCAAGAGGCCCACAGCUGCCCACAGAAAGAGGAGAGACCUCCAGUCCCUAGUUCCUGUCCAGGAUGGAUGUCGUGAGUCUCCCGGUUGGAUUAACAGCAGCAGCUCCCAGCUGCCUGCCAAAACCAACAGACGCAGGCGCAACAAGGAGCUCUCCUUCACUGAGGUUCUGAAGAACUACAAGCUUCUACCUGAUUCCCGGCCCAGCAGCCCAGAGAGCCUGCACCAGCAUGAGAUGAUGAUUCCUAGAAUCCCUGUCAGCAUCACUAGACCUGAGGGGAGGCCUAGCAACCCUCGACGCCCCACAAGACGGCCUGUUAGACCAGUUGUCCUGGUCCAGCCUGACGUACAGCCUUCCAGACCUGAGGGGAGGCCAAGCAACUCUCGACGCCCCACUAGACGGCCUGUUAGACCAGUUGUCCUGGUCCAGCCUGACGUACAGCCUUCCAGACCUGAGGGGAGGCCAAGCAACUCUCGACGCCCCACUAGACGGCCUGUUAGCCCCGUUGGCCUGGUCCAGCCUGACGUACAGCCUUCCAGACCUGAGGGGAGGCCAAGCAACUCUCGACGCCCCACUAGACGGCCUGUUAGACCAGUUGUCCUGGUCCAGCCUGACGUACAGCCUUCCAGACCUGAGGGGAGGCCAAGCAACUCUCGACGCCCCACUAGACGGCCUGUUAGACCAGUUGUCCUGGUCCAGCCUGACGUACAGCCUUCCAGACCUGAGGGGAGGCCGAGCAACUCUCGACGCCCCACUAGACGGCCUGUUAGCCCCGUUGGCCUGGUCCAGCCUGACGUACAGCCUUCCAAACCUGAGGGGAGGCCAAGCAACCCUCAAUGCCCCAAUAGACGGCCUGUUAGCCCCGUUGGCCUGGUCCAGUCUUAUGUACAGCCUUCCAGACCUGAGGGGAGGCCGAGCAACCCUCGGAGCACCACUAGGAGAAAAGUGAGGCCCAGUAAUCCUGUUUGUCCCGUUAUUCUUGAGUCCCGACCUCCCAGUCCUGUGAGCAUCACUACCAGCAUUGUGGACCUAGUCCAGUUUGAGUCCUGUCCUGCUGUGAGUCUGGUCCAGCCUGAGUCACGUCCUGCCUGCCCUCUGACCCUGGAGGAGCUGGCCCUUUCAGAGUCAUGCAGCUUCAGCAACAAUGUGUUUGUUCUCUCCAUGCCGAAAGCUGCCCAGCCAGAGGAGGCUGCAAGAGGGAGCAGCAGCGCACCCAGGGACAUCAUCAGGCCUGAAGCCUUCGUCCAGACAGGACCCCUGCUGGCCAGGAGAGCCCAGAGGGAUGCUCCUCCUCCAAAGAAGCUCCCCAAACCCCCUGUGGCCCCCGGCCCAAACUGCUGCCCUCCCUGGGCCAGGGCAACGUGUCCCUUGUCAGUGCCAACGCCUGGGAUGAAAGGACCAAGAAGAAGAGAAAGAAAGGAGUCAGAGUCCAGAGGUCUAGCCUGGGCCUGAGACAUAUCCCCG